This is a messenger RNA of Morchella importuna, 2547 nucleotides long. RefSeq lists its product as uncharacterized. NCBI's taxonomy places the organism in Eukaryota, Fungi, Ascomycota, Pezizomycetes, Pezizales, Morchellaceae. The transcript has 6 exons. The record is from RefSeq and is a predicted model, not a curated record. The coding region runs from base 1 to 2547 and encodes 848 amino acids.
AUGGGCAAAGAUAAGAAGAAUCCCACCGCUGCAGCUACCACAAGCACAACCACCAAUCCAACACUCUCCCGCACGACCAAAUACUACCCAGCUGAAGAAACUCCCAUAACCACCACAAAAACACGCACCCGCCGCACUUCUGAUCCCCCACCGCCCCUUCUCUCCACCUCGUCCACCUCCGACUCAGACUCAGGCUCCUCCCACAAACCCACUACCCGCCAUAUCGACCACGCCCCCGUCAUGUCGACAGCCAAAUACACCCAAGAUAUUGACCGCGACCUGAAUGCCCCUCUAAUUAGCAAACGCUCAGACCCCACCCGAGCCGCUAAAGAAACCAGCAUCCGCCAGAAGUUGCGCACAUAUGAAGCGAUCCUCGCGUUGCGCGCCGGCUACAUGCCGACGACGGAGCAGCUCGCGCAGUGGGCGCGGUAUGUACUUCGUACAUCGAGCGUGCUAGAUAGUCGGAACCGCCGCCUAAGUUCGCAGGGAAGGGCGUUUAUUAGGGAUGUUAGGGCGUGGAUAGAGGCCGUAGUAGAGCUGGGGUUGAGUAAAAAUUCGGAUGAUAAGAUUCAGGAGUUUAUUUAUAAUACCUCGAAUGCACAGAUCUCGUUGAAGGGCCCGAGUAUGUCGGGCGCCAUGAGUUCUGGGACGACUGCCGCUGUGAGGCCGUCGAGUGUGGAGAUGCAGAAAAUGUACAAAAGGCUGAGAAACCUGGGAAGCUUGCUUUAUUCCAGUCCUGAAUUUAGGAAGUUGUUGAACGACGCUUCAGUCCUUGCCCGCGAAAUCCUCGCCGAUGCAGCCUCCCAGGUAGGCACCAUGGCCACCACCGCCGCCGACAAACUCCGACCCACCGAAUCCGAGACCUCCAACCUCGAUCAACCCGCCGAAUCGGGUCUCGGCAACAGGGACUCCCAGCCACCUUCGAGCGCGCAGCUCAAGUCGCAGGCGAAAGAAAAAGGCCGCGAGUACAGCGAGCAGAUAUGGCAGAAGGGGUAUCAGACGCGCGACGACAUGGAAUCGUACUUACGGCAGAAGUUCCCCAAGCAGCGGCGAGAUGCGGUUGUGAAUAGGCUCAAGAGGAUAUUGACGGAGAUUCAGAAUAACCCCGAUUUCCAGGAGGCGGUAGACUUUUUGAUGGGCCUCAUGAGAAAGUAUGUGGCGACAUUCAAGGAUAAGAUGAUGCAGGAGGGGCGGAGGACGAAGCAGAGUGGAGUACAGACGGAUGAGCAUUUCGAUAGGGCAUUUAUGCAGGCUAAGGCUAUAUUGAUGGUAUUCGCGGAUGGCAAACCACUCGAGGACAUUAGUGACGCCCUGCACCAAGUUAUGGAAGACGUCCAGAACGACCCUGACCUCACCGACUUCUACCACAGUGUUACUAGCUUCAUCCAGCGUGCCCUGACCGAUAAAGACUUUGUCAUCUCCGAUGCCGCCGACGCCGAAGCCCACCGCCUCUACGACCGCUCCCAGGAGCUCCUCGCCGAAAAGAAGGACAAGUACCAGCCCGACAUGGAGCGGCUGUUUGAGGAGCUGCGCACUUAUCGGGAUUGCAUCGUCAACGACCGCGAGAAUAGGAGGCUCGUGGAGACAAGCAAGAAAGUUUUUAAUGACUUGGUGAUUUUGGAUAGAAACGGCCAAUUUAAGGGCUUUAGGAGAAAGGUGGUGAAGGAUUUGAUGGAUGUGGUGCUGCCGAGGCUUGUGGAUGAGAUCAGGUAUAUCCCGAUGCCGAGGAUUGAGUAUCAGGAUCGGGAUUUCGACUUGAUCCUGGAGAAUGUCAUUUUGGAGUCCGACCAUUUCAUCCCCUACCGCAUGCUCUUCGAAGCCUUCACAAGGGCAGAAUUUAUAAACGACUACACCUUCACCUCCAAAUACGCCGCCACUACCCGCAUCACAUUUGAAAAUAUAAACCUCUUCUUCAAAGACGCCUCCUUUAUCCUCCGCAAAAAGACCGGCCUAACCUUCUCCGACCGCGGUUUCUUCGACAUCUUUAUGGAUGGCCGCGGUGCUUCCGCCGAGCUCAUCCUCGACACGAUCCUCGAUGACGAUGACUACGACGCUGAAACCUCAACGGCGGAAAGCUACUUCCACGUCCGCUCUGUCAACGUUAAAAUCCACAAGUUCCACUACAACUACCACGCAUACCAUACAUGGGCUGCGGCGCUACUCGCACCGAUCAUACGCCCUGCGAUAAGGCAGCUGCUGUCAAGACUACUGGAGCAGAGGAUUAGAGAAGGAUUUGAGAUGGCGGACCGUGAGAUUCAUGCGCUUGUGGAGCGAAUGCGGGUGGCGUCGAUUGCAGCACAGGGCGGAGGGAGUGUGGAGUCGUGGAUCAGGGCGGUGUUAUCGAGGCCCGAGGGGGGAAGGAGAGGUGGUGGUGGGUCGUUUAGAGUGAAUGUUGGUACGGGAGAGGUCCUGUUCCCUGGUGAGAGGCCGCCAGGGUCGCUGAUAAGUAAGAUGGAAGCUGUGGAGCAAAGGGUGGAGGUUGGAGGGGAGGGAGACGGCCUGGAGGAGGCGGGGUGGAGGAACGAUAUUUUUGAUAUUAGGGCUUAG